Suillus clintonianus is the source of this 1348-nucleotide messenger RNA. Its product is annotated as kinase-like domain-containing protein. Gene Ontology annotation, molecular function: ATP binding; protein kinase activity. The coding region runs from base 295 to 1263 and encodes 322 amino acids. Gene Ontology annotation, cellular component: cytoplasm. The transcript has 11 exons. The record is from RefSeq and is a predicted model, not a curated record. Gene Ontology annotation, biological process: protein phosphorylation; signal transduction. Lineage: Eukaryota; Fungi; Basidiomycota; Agaricomycetes; Boletales; Suillaceae.
GUCCGUUCGGGCUAUCAUGAUGACAGUUGAUCGAUGAUCAUUCACCGUGCCAUGACCUAUAUAACCAUGCUACACUUGUACAUGCGUUUUGUUACGUCUGUAUCUAAACGAUAGUUGUUCCCUCCCCCUCCGUACUACUACACACAUUGUAGAUAGUAGAUUCACUCCUCACCUGCCACCGUGCGGUGUGUCUUUGCUAUAGUGAAUUGGUUUGAUUUUGACCUUCCUUGGCCAAUAGCUAUAAAUCAAGACCGUUGACCGUACCUCAAGUUCUUUUUACGUCUAUUCACGAUAAUGAGUUUCAACCAACUGCCCAAUCUCACCAACCAGAUUUCUCGAAAGGAUCCAUUUCCGCAAGAAGGAGGAGCAUUUGGCACCGUGUGGCGAUGCGUUUUGCGCACCGAGUCGACGGAAAUUGAGGUCGCAGUAAAAACUAUACGAACGCAAUCUGAUAGAAGAAGGGAAAACGUCCGUCAAGAAUUGAUCAUAUGGAUGCGAUUACACCAUGAAAACAUAGUUCCGCUCCUUGGAGUGACAUCGGGAUUUGGUCCGGACAAUUCGAUUUCCAUGGUGUCCACUUGGUUCGCACAGGGGACACUUACUUCGUUUCUUGCUCAACACAAUACACUUAACCGUGGACGACGUUUGGAGCUUCUCCAAGACAUUGCAGCUGGCGUGCUUUACUUACACACAUCCCAGGUGGUGCACGGCGACAUUUCAGGCAACAACGUGUUAAUUAACGGCCAAGGCAAAGCGUGCCUCACUGACUUUGGUCUGUCCACCGUGUCUGGAGGCUUGAAAGAUGCCUCAUAUUUCGGACAAGCUGGACGUCAUGGAGCGAUACGCUGGGCUGCCCCGGAGCUCAUAGUUGGCGCUGGCCAGCAUUCUACGUUCAAAAGCGACAUAUACUCAUUUGGCAGUAUUAUGCUGCAGGUUCUCUCUGGCGAUGUUCCAUGGUCAGAAGUAGCGGCCGAGCAUAUCAUCAUCCAAAAGCUCACCAAAGGACACGUUCCGAAACGACCAUCAAGUGUCUCUCGAAUCCAUUGGGCUUUCAUUCGGAUAUGCUGGUCAUCAAGUUCCCGCGACUUGUCUCAUCCACCUUCUCGUCCAUCUGCCUCCGAAAUUGUCGACUGUCUGAAGAACGCUCAAAAUGUCUGGCACAGAUCUGAUUCCAACUUGCGCAGUAUUGCAGGAUCUGUGAUUCGCAGGAUUUCUGCAAGAGUCACUAGUUCAAUUCCGUCGCCCAGCGGAGUCUGGAAGUAAUAGUGCUCCCCCUUAUGGAGGCGCCAGCAACCAAAAUUCCGAUGUUCAGAAUGUGAAUGAAUAUUCCGUCGUCAGUCGGGAUAUU